GGCUGUUUGUCCGAAGUCGUCGUGAUGGUGGGCGCCAACAUCUUGUCGGUUCUGUGCGGACUGUGGUACCUGAGCGGGGUGUGCGACAAGAACCCUGAUCCUGGCAGGACCUCGAGAGAUCCCGUGGUUCAGGACGAUCCCAGUUUUGAGUUACUCUUCAAGACGAACCGCCAGGAAAUGCUCAAUGUUCCCAUUCAGUUUGAGAAACCCGUUCCAAAAUGGUUGAGAGGAACUUUGAUUCGAAACGGUCUUGGUGUAUUUGAAAACGGAGAUCGUCGAUUCAAGCACUCGUUCGACGCUUUCGGCAAGCUGUCGAGCUUCAGAAUGACCGGAAGUAAGAAGGGAUUCUUCUCCACGCGCCUGCUGCGCAGUCAGUUCUUCAACGACUCCAUGAAGACCCACACGAUCGCCCCCUACCUGAUGUUGGAGACUGUGGAACCGCCGUUCAACCAGCUGGAGAAAUUCCAGGCGUUACUGCGAGGAAUCGACAACAUGAACGUCAACGUGUAUUCCUUCCAACACAAGGACAAAAACGAGUACGUCGUGCUCAGCGAUUUCUGGAAGAUAUACGAGAUUCAUCCCAGAAAUCUGUCCAUCGGUGAACCCGUGUCAGUUCCUCCUACCGGCGGUGUCUUCAGUUCGCGCUAUCUCCUCAAUUUCCUCAAUCUGAUGUCAACGGCGCACCCGCUUCCGUAUCCGGGCACCGACUGGCAUCUGACCUUUCUGAGCAGCGUCAGUCUGUUACCGUGGGCGAGGAGUGCGAUGAAUUUGAUUAAAAUAAAGUCUGCGCAAGACCGGGAGAUAAUCGCUCGGUGGGAGGUGGACAGGGUUCCGUACAUGCACUCGUUUUCCGUGACCGAGCACUACGCCGUCCUUUUCGCCUUUCCGUUUUACGUGAACGUCGUCAAGAUGGCGCUAAAGGCCGAACCAUUCCGCUGUCUGGAUUGGUACCCGGACCAACCGACCACCGUGUACGUGGUGAACCUAAAGACGGGUCACGUGCAGACGUUGACGACGGGCAACGUCUUCAUCAUGCACCACGUGAACGCGUACGAGGUCUCCAUGGAUCACCUGGUUGUCGACGUGUCGGCCUACACGGGGCCCGAGGCGAUGUACAAUUUCGAGAUGGACAUCAUCUUGGAUCCGGUAGCCAGAAACAAAUUCAACCCGCACGCGCGCGUUCAGCGAUACGACAUCUACCUCGGCGACAAGCCUCAGGUAAAGAUGCAGACGUUCCAGGGAGCACCGGGAGCCGAAUACACCACCUUCCUCGACCUUCCGACAAUCAACGAGAAGUACCGAUCCAAGCCGUACUGCAUCACGUACGGAGUGGUGCUCAAGAGAGACAACUCUUCCCUGUCUGACGCUGCGCUCGUCAAGAAGAAUUUCUGCAACCAUCUGGAGGACAGGACCUGGCACCAGCCCCAGCAGUUCCCGGAGGAGGCUUGGUUCGUCCCUGACCCCCGGGGGUCGCGCGAAGACGACGGGCUCCUGAUGAUGCCCGUUCUAGACGGGAAUAAGAACCGCACCUAUCUGGCUAUAAUGGACGCCCGCACUCUGAAGAUGGUGAACCGCGCCUACCUGCCCACAGUGAUACCCUUCUCGUUUCACGGGCGAUUCUUCCCGGAGCUCACCUAACAGGGUUUAGAUAACUUCGUGGUAGUUGUGUCAGUGUAUGUACGUAAUGAUGUAAUGAUUAAAUACCUGCACUCAA
This is a messenger RNA of Gigantopelta aegis, 1714 nucleotides long. Its product is annotated as carotenoid cleavage dioxygenase 8 homolog A, chloroplastic-like. Gene Ontology annotation, molecular function: beta-carotene 15,15'-dioxygenase activity; carotenoid dioxygenase activity. The record is from RefSeq and is a predicted model, not a curated record. The transcript is spliced from 2 exons. Gene Ontology annotation, biological process: carotene catabolic process; retinal metabolic process. Bases 25 to 1638 code for a protein of 537 amino acids. Lineage: Eukaryota; Metazoa; Mollusca; Gastropoda; Neomphalida; Peltospiridae.